Oncorhynchus mykiss (rainbow trout) is the source of this 1869-nucleotide messenger RNA. RefSeq names its product XK-related protein 6. Gene Ontology annotation, cellular component: plasma membrane. The record is from RefSeq and is a predicted model, not a curated record. Gene Ontology annotation, biological process: engulfment of apoptotic cell; phosphatidylserine exposure on apoptotic cell surface; apoptotic process involved in development. Lineage: Eukaryota; Metazoa; Chordata; Actinopteri; Salmoniformes; Salmonidae.
AUGGCAGCGAAAUCCGAUGGUCGGGGGGUCAUCCGGGGAUUCGCCCAGCUGCACAACCUGGACGAGGUGGUGGGGACCGGCGAGGGCGACCCGAGGGAAGGCAGCUCCUUCCACAUCUGCCACUGCUGCAACACCUCGUCCUGUUACUGGGGCUGCCGGAGCGCCUGUCUGCAUUACCUCCACGACAAGAGGAGAGGCGGGGGAGGACAAGAGGACGCGCGGACGGGGCGGCCUCAGCAGGUGGAGCGCCUCUGGCUGGACUGUCUGUGGAUCAUCCUGGCCCUGUUCGUGUUCUUCUGGGACGUGGGGACGGAUCUGGCGCUGGCCAUCGACUACUACCACAAGCAUGACUACCUCUGGUCCGGACUCACCCUCUUCUUGGUGCUGGUGCCCUCGGUGCUGGUCCAGAUCCUGAGCUUCAGGUGGUUCGUGCAGGAUUACACUGGGGGUGGUCUGGGCUCUGUGGAAGGGCUGAGCAACCGGAGAGCUACGGCAGGGCUGAGUGCACAGGGAAGGGACAGGUGCUGCCUGCUCUCUGUGUGGCUGUGGCAGACCCUCAUACACAUCUUCCAGAUGGGACAAGUAUGGAGGUACAUCCGUACCAUGUACCUGGGCAUCCAGAGUCAUCGUCGGAAGGAGAACCAGAGGCGGUUCUACUGGGCCAUGAUGUAUGAGUACGCUGACGUCAACAUGCUGCGUCUGCUGGAGACCUUCCUGGAGUCAGCUCCUCAGCUGGUCCUGCAGCUCUGUAUCAUGAUCCAGAGGAACCGGGUCGAGACCCUGCAGUGUAUGUCUGUGCUGGCCUCUCUCCUGUCCCUGUCCUGGGUGCUGGCCUCCUAUCACAAGCUCUUGCGUGACUCCCGUGAUGACAAGACGAGUCUGAGCUACCGUGGGGCCCUGGUACACCUGUUCUGGCGUCUCUUCACCAUCUCUUCCCGGGUCCUCUCCUUCGCCCUGUUCGCCUCCGUGUUCCAUCUCUACUUCGGCAUCUUCGUGGUGCUGCACUGGUGCGCCAUGGCCUUCUGGGUAAUCCACGGUGGCACCGACUUCUGCAUGUCCAAGUGGGAGGAGAUUCUGUUUAACAUGGUGGUGGGUGUGGUCUACGUGUUCUGCUGGUUCAACGUGAGGGAGGGUCGGACGCGCUACCGUAUGGUCACCUACUACACCGUGGUGCUACUGGAGAACGCCGUGCUCACCGCGCUCUGGUACGCCUACCGCGACCCCGCCACCACCGACGCCUACGCCAGCUCCGCCCUCUGCGGCGUCUUCUUGUGCUUCGCCUCAGGCGUGGCCUGCAUGGUGCUGUAUUACGGGGUGUUGCACCCCAUGGGCCCCGGGCUCCGGGUCCUGGCCUCCUCCUGCUGCGCUGAGCUGCUGUGGGGCCUCCCCUUGCCCCCCGAAGCCGAGCCCAUGGCCCCCACCCCGGGCCCCCGAGCCUCUCAAGCCACCCCAACACGGGCCUUUGCGGGGGAUUACAAUGGGCAGGAUGAUGAGGCUACGGACACCUGUCUGCCUGUGUUCCAGGUGAGGUCCACGGAGCCGGUGGAUGCGGCCGGGAGACCCAUCCGGCCAGAGGGGCCCCUCAUCAAGAUAGAUAUGCCCAGAAAGCGUUACCCGGCCUGGGACGUACACUUUGUGGAUCGACGGCUCCGCAGGACCAUAAACGUGCUGCAGUACAUCAGCCCCAACGCGGCGGGCAUCAGGUAUAGGGAUGGGCCGCUCCUAUAUGAGCUACUGCAGUACGAGUCCUCUCUCUGAAGGAAAACUCUCCUUCCUUCUCCCCCACUCCCCCACUCCCACUCCCCCUCUCUCUCUCUCGCUCUCUCUCUCUCUGUCUCUCUCCUCUCUCUCUCCUCUCUCUCUCUCCUC